GCAUUCCGUGGCCAGUCGCAGCGCGAGACGGUUAGCCAGUUAGCCAGUGCGGACCGACUAAUUCCCAAUUUCCGCUCUUGACUAAACUAAAGAUUGAGAAAUAAAGAAAGAAAUAUCCUUCGUCCGUCCCCCAGACGAAGCAGGUCAAUUUUUUUUUCGUGUUACUUGCUCUUUUUCGCCAAGUAAAGAUGAUUAAAUUUCGCGUUCGCAUUCACACUAGCUGAGUAACGGGUAUCUGAUAGUCGGGUAACUCGACUAUAGCAUUCUCUCUUUUCUUUUAAUAUAUUUAACAAUCUUUCUCUCUGAUUUGUGCGUUCUCCAUUUGCUUUCAAUGCCGUCCUCCAAUCGAUGCCGCCAACGAAUUUCCCCAACCACGCAAUCGCCGAUCCACUAAACCACCGAACCACCCACCAAUGUGGCUGAAAUCCAAAACCAACCACCGCAAAACAAGCAGGCCAAAGAAACCACCGUUCACCUACACGGAGCUCAUCGAAUACGCCCUCGAGGAUAAGGGUGAGCUGACUGUGUCGGGCAUAUACCAAUGGAUAUCGCAUCUACUUCCUCCCGCUCCUACCAUCGACCAGACUACGUUAACGGUUCUCUGUCGCGCAUCAAAAGAACAGAAAAGACGCCUGCAUGGCGCGCCAAGCAGAAACACGCAAUUACUAGAAAUGUCGUUACAUUUAAAUGAUCUGCGACAUAUAAAUGUAGAUAUGUAUAUAAAAGCUGCAAAAAAAAAACAUGAACUACCAAGCUAAAUGUUUCAAUAAUAUAUAAUAAACCGAUAUGAAAUCUGCCUACAGCCAGACAAAAAAAACCUUAAAGAGAAAGAUCAGAAGAGGAACAGAAGAGUUUGAGCGGGGAGUGAAGAUUCAUCCAAAAGCGAAAAACAUUUUUUUCUUAAGUCUACGCAAAACAAAAUGAAUGAAAAGUAACCCGAAAUUAGUUUUUAGAGUAUAAGUAUAAAAAAUGGAAAAUAUCGCGAUAGAAAGAAACAAAAAUGGACGCAGAUAAGGACGGCAAGCAAAACAAGAGUAAAAAAGCAGCGGCAACAACUCCCUAAUAAUCGCAAAGAGCAUUGUAAAUAUUUAUAUAAAUAAUCUAUGCUUCAUUUAAGUUUAAAAUAAUGAAAAAAAUCAGCAAAAAAACAUAAUUCUAGAAUAAAAAUCAAGAAAACCAAAGACAAAAGCAAACAAAAAACUUGACGAAACAUUGAAUAUAAAAAAAUAC
Messenger RNA from Drosophila melanogaster (fruit fly), 1230 nucleotides. RefSeq names its product circadianly regulated gene (gene Crg-1). The transcript is spliced from 3 exons. Gene Ontology annotation, molecular function: DNA binding; sequence-specific DNA binding; DNA-binding transcription factor activity. The record is from RefSeq and is marked reviewed. Gene Ontology annotation, biological process: regulation of DNA-templated transcription. The coding region runs from base 414 to 758 and encodes 114 amino acids. Gene Ontology annotation, cellular component: nucleus. NCBI's taxonomy places the organism in Eukaryota, Metazoa, Arthropoda, Insecta, Diptera, Drosophilidae.